AUGUUCAUGUUGCUCGUAUUUGGAUUGCUACUGCAAGAAGUUCUGGCUAAUUCCCAAGCCGAACAUCCUACUGAAUUCAAAAGCAUUCCGGAAGAGCCGUUAUAUAGAUACAAAGCUAUCAACUUGCCGGAUGAGCAUAUUCCGUACUUUCUGCACAGCAACCAGCACGUUGCUGGUGUCUGUAAGCAGGACUCUCGCUGCCCCUAUAAAAAAUACUUGAAGGAACUAAAAUCCUGCUGGGGUUAUGAGAAAUCUUGCAAAUCGGAUGACAGGUUCAGUUACCCAGUGUGCGAUUAUGUUGAAACUGGAUGGGCAAGUGAUAUUGAGACAGCCCAACAGAUAUUCUGGAAACAAGCUGACUUUGGUUACGUUCAAGAGAGGCUCAAUGAAAUGAAAACCCAUUGUAAGCCUGCAGCAACAGGAGAUUCGUCGCUGACCUGUUCUCGGUACCUUCAGCACUGCAGAGCAACGAACUUGUACAUUGAUUUACGAAAUGUAAAGAGAAACCAUGACAGAUUCAAAGAAGACUUUUUCCAGAAGGGAGAAAUUGGAGGUCAUUGCACCCUCGACGUUCAAGCGUUUUUGGCUGAAGGUCAACGCAAGAGCCCUCUACAGUCUUGGUUUGCCGAGCUCCAGACAUUUACUGCAUUAAACUUCAGGCCUCUAGAAGAUAAGAAGUGUGACAUUGUUGUUGAAAAGCCAACGUACUUCAUGAAAUUAGAUGCAGGUGUUAACAUGUACCAUCACUUCUGCGAUUUCGUCAAUCUUUAUAUUACACAGCAUAUCAAUAAUUCCUUCAGUACUGAUGUCAACAUAGUCAUGUGGGACACCAGCUCCUAUGGCUAUGGUGACCUGUUCAGUGAGACAUGGAAGGCAUUUACUGAUUACGAAAUAAUACACUUGAAAACCUUUGACUCUAAAAGGGUGUGCUUUAAAGAAGCAGUGUUCUCCUUACUGCCUCGGAUGCGAUACGGCUUGUUUUACAACACACCCCUGGGGAGGAUCUCUGGCUGUCACGGUACAGGGCUUUUUAGAGCAUUUUCUCAGCAUGUGUUACACAGACUGAAUAUCACACAAGAAGGACCCAAGGAUGGAAAAAUUCGAGUCACAAUACUUGCACGCAGUACAGAUUACCGGAAAAUAUUAAACCAGAAUGAGCUGGUGAAUGCUUUGAAAACAGUGUCAACGUUGGAGGUCAAAGUGGUAGACUACAAAUACAAGGAACUUGAAUUUUCAGAGCAAUUGAGAAUUACCCACAACUCUGAUAUAUUCAUUGGGAUGCACGGAGCCGGACUUACCCAUUUGCUUUUUCUACCAGACUGGGCUGUUGUUUUUGAACUGUACAAUUGUGAAGAUGAGCGCUGCUACCUGGAUCUGGCAAGGCUGAGAGGCGUUCACUACAUCACGUGGCGAAAAAGGAAUAAAGUAUUCCCUCAAGAUCAGGGACACCACCCAACUCUGGGAGAACAUCCAAAAUUUACAAACUACUCCUUUGACGUGGAAGAAUUUAUGUACUUGGUGCUUCUGGCUGCAAAUCAUGUUUCGCAGCAUUCCAAGUGGCCAUUUAGGGUAAAACAUGAUGAAUUCUAA
This is a messenger RNA of Apaloderma vittatum (bar-tailed trogon), 1590 nucleotides long. RefSeq names its product EGF domain-specific O-linked N-acetylglucosamine (GlcNAc) transferase (gene EOGT). The transcript has 15 exons. Gene Ontology annotation, molecular function: protein N-acetylglucosaminyltransferase activity. The record is from RefSeq and is a predicted model, not a curated record. Gene Ontology annotation, cellular component: endoplasmic reticulum lumen. Bases 1 to 1590 code for a protein of 529 amino acids. NCBI's taxonomy places the organism in Eukaryota, Metazoa, Chordata, Aves, Trogoniformes, Trogonidae.